AUGGCACGUGUUGUUCUUCUCGGGACUUGCGACACCAAGCUCGACGAGCUUUUGCACCUGCGCGAUGUCAUCCGAGAAGCCAACGUGGAGGUCAUGCUCAUUGACGUGGGUCGGUCCCCAGUCGACCACGACGCCAUCACCGUGUCACCGACAGACCUCCUGAGAAAGUAUGGCGGUAGCAGGAAUAUCGACAAGCAAGAGAGAGGAGACGUCGUCAAGAUCAUGGCCAAAUGUGCGACGAAAGCGGUCGAGUCACUCUACGAAGAGAGCUUCAUCCAAGGCAUUGUUGCAGCAGGUGGCUCAGGAGGCACAUGGAUAGCUGCGACCGUCAUGAGAGAUGCGUUACCGGUCGGCUUCCCAAAGCUGAUUGUCUCGACGAUUGCAAGCGGGGACACGGGUCCAAUAGUUGGCGAGACAGAUAUUACGCUGAUGUAUUCUGUCGUAGAUGUCGCAGGCCUGAACGAUGUGCUGCGGAAUAUACUGAGUAACGCUGGGUCCGCAAUAGCUGGCAUGGCUCUUGGUUUCUCUCUGAGAAGUCGACAACCGAACCCUCCAGCCAAGAAGCGAGUUGGCAUCACCAUGUUUGGUGUCACUACACCCGCAGUCGACGAAAUUCGGAAGCAUCUCGAGUCAAAGUACGAUAUCGAAGUCUUCAUAUUCCACGCGACAGGUCACGGUGGCAAGGCUAUGGAGCGGUUGAUUCGAGAAGGCCGCAUCGAUGGGGUGCUGGACUUGACCACGACCGAGAUCUGUGAUCACUUGACGGGUGGCGUAAUGAGUGCCGGCUCACAACGCCUUGAAGCUGCUGCUGCUGCUGCCAUUCCUAAUAUCAUAAGUGUUGGUGCUACGGACAUGACCAACUUUGGUCCUAGAGACACUGUACCAGAGCGCUACAAAGACCGAAAGUUGUACGAGCACAAUCCGGUCGUAACUCUUAUGCGGACAUCACCUGAAGAAGCAGCUCAAGUGGGCACGUUCAUCGCGUCAAAGCUGAAAAACCAUGCCAAAAACCCGAAUGCCGUCGAGGUGUGGCUACCGAAGGGCGGGAUCAGCAUGAUCGCAGUGCCUGGAGGUCCCUUUGCAGAUGAAGAGGCCGACACGAGAUUGUUUCAGGCCAUCAGAGAAGGUCUAAAAGACAGCGGAAUCGAGAUCAUCGAGGAUGCGAGAGCAGUCAAUGAUGUUGGAUUCGCACGCGACAUUGCAGAAGCGCUCGCAGCGAAGCUUACGCCCCAUCCAAAAUCAGGCUGA
Didymella exigua CBS 183.55 is the source of this 1248-nucleotide messenger RNA. RefSeq lists its product as uncharacterized. Lineage: Eukaryota; Fungi; Ascomycota; Dothideomycetes; Pleosporales; Didymellaceae. The transcript has a single exon. The record is from RefSeq and is a predicted model, not a curated record. Bases 1 to 1248 code for a protein of 415 amino acids.